AAUACAAACAGAGAAAAGAAAGGUUGAACACCAAGCUAAAUCCAACACGGACAUAGACAAAGGGAGAACCCGAAAACAGGAAAAGAAAAGGCACAGCUCAAAGGUUGGCCGGAGGGCAUGGCAGCCCAUCGUUUCUCAGCACACGAGUCAAGGAUGGUGGUGGCUGGUUAGCCCAUCGCUGUGGACCCACCGUCCUAUUGGCAAGCGAGGCUGCAAGGUGAGCAGCUCGGUUCGCUUCACGGGGAACCCAGUCCCAACAACAAUCAUCAAAGAAGGUGCAGCGUCUUCUGAUUUGUUGGAUAAUCGGAUCCAUUGAAAUGGCAAGAUUGACCCCAGAAAGCACUGCUUCAGAUUCCGCAACGGCCGCAGAAGAACACUUUGCCGGAACCGCAGAGCCGCCCAGAAAGGAACCAGUAUGAUCCCUGAUGAUCACACCGAGACCUGCUUCAGAAGGGGCUUUCCAUGCAGCAUCACAGUUCAGCUUAACAAAACUGGGGGGAGGAGCAGUCCAGAUUGGGCGACUCAAACUUGUUGGAUUUGACUCCAAUGAUUCAAGCUUGUUGGCUUCCAGGAACUCAUAAGCAAGGCUCAGACCGAAACGGAGAGUAAGUGUAGGAGAUACUGGUUGGUGUUGAUAAACAAAGGAGCAACGGGCUUUCCAGAUUGCCCAACACAGGAAACUCACACAGGUAAGAAAGCUUUUCCUAAGUACUGCAUUUGUAAUCUUUUGCAAACUUGUGAGUAUCCAAUUGUCAAUUGUUGUGAAUUGUUGCUUGUCGAAUCUGAUAGAGUUAUAAUUUUAGAGGAGCCGGAAUUGCGACGAAUUCCUUAAAAUGCAGGUGUACAAUAUGGCAGUUGGCAUACCAUGCAUUUCCCAACCCAUGUGUCGGUAUGUGCACGAGAGACUUGUAAAGCUAUAUAGUCCAUCCAAUGAUGGUAUAACUGUGUUCUUAUCCCUAACAGGGAAAAAGGAUUUUGAACAACAUUAUCAUUGCAUUGUAGGAAAUAUGUCCCAUGCCAGAACCAAACAAACAAACAAAGCAAAGCUUGUACGUACGUGAAAACUUCACCAUUUCUAGAUCUAUCUCAUCCUGAUCUUUUUGACGUAAUUUCAGUAUAUACGUCCACGCAUUCCCAGGGACCCUAAUCCCAAAAUCUCCAGUAUUGAACUUGGAUUGUACGCACCCACCACUUUUUACAUUAACUUGAUAGCAAAGCAACCUUAAUUCUCAGUCACCGAGUUUGUUCGAUCUCUUUGGUGUGCACUGUGUAUAUAUAUGUGCGCCAUUAAUAAUGAAUGGCAGCCAAUUUCAGUUAAGAGUGUUACGUAGAGACAAAAUGCAAACAACCAAAAAGAAGAAUGGAUCGAUCCUUAGUUUGUAAUCUUUCUCGUUCGGUUUAAAAGGUUAUCCAUCACAGUUGUCAUCAGUACGUUGAUCACUACUUUGCUUAUUGCUUGGUUUGAGAUCGAAAGUAAACAAGUGAAGAAACACAAAAGUAUAGUCUCUAAUUAGUCUAAAUUUUAGUGUCAAUAUAAUGUUCAUCUUUUCUUGUAAAUGAUGACUCUUUUCAUCAAAAUUUAACUUUUCAGUUCAUGUUACAUUAAAAUGAUUUUCACAAAUUGAUACAGGAUUGGAAACCGGUUCCAUACCACAGUUAAUUUGAAUUGUGCAUGGCAUUACUUUGAGUUGAGAGAUUUUGAAUAAGAAAUUUAUAUUUAGGCAGGGACGUAGCCAUAGCAAGGGCUACUUGGGCUAUAGCUUAAGGGAGAUUUAGCCCAAAAAAUUGCUAAGUAUAGCUAUCAGCUCAAAUAAAAAUAAAAAUUAUACAAGUCCAUCAGUCCAUCGAGGAGACUACUCGUCCUUAGAGAGUAGGUCUGAUCGUCUGAGAAUCACUCCAGUAGACAGUAGUCCCGCUGCCGCGACUCCCUCAGUCCCUGAAACCUCUAAGCACUUCGUGGAUUCCACUCUGACUUUUGUAAUUUCUAAGAUCGACGAAGUCAAUUGCAAAUUUGUGAUGCGGAGAUCUCUGAGGUUAGCUUGAAUUAAUUCAAUCCGAUUUCAAAAUUGAUUUUCGCUUUUUCUUUAUCAUAUUAUGUUUCGCUAACACUAGACCUAUGUAUAAUUUGUUGCUUCAAUUAUAUUUCCAUAAGUGUUGUUGUUGUAAAGUUUCUGAUGCAUUCAUAACCUGCACCUUUUGUUAUUGAGAAAACACUAACGGUUCUUUGAAAAUUGGAAGGGAGCACUGGAGUAGUUUGGUUGGGGAUUUUAUCUCUUCAAGUCUUCAUCUUGUGGGUUUAAUUUGGUCCUAAUCUUCUCUUAAUACUGCAAAGGCCCUAAUGCAUUUAUGUAAUUAUAUAUUGAAUUAUUGAUGCUAUGUGACAAAUUGAAUUCGCAAAAUUUUUAUACAGCUAAAAUUAGCCUAACCCAUUUUCAAUUCCUGGCUACGUCCCUGUAUGUAGGGUGUAAGAUGUAAUCGAAGCCUAAACUUCAUUAAAGUUCUUAUUUUCACAAAAAAAAAAAAAAAACUUCAUUAGGGCACCAUGCCACUCUAUACGUGAAAAACAUAAACUCUCAUUAGGGCACCACUCGUAACGUUUGGGGCAUACGCCAUCAUGAUGAUGAAAACGACAUUUGUUUUACGCCAACAUGAUGAUGAAUACGACAUUUGUUUUACGCCAUCAUGAUGAUGAAUACGACAUUUGUUAGUUUUAACGAGUAGUCCAAAACCCUCCAAAAACCCACAACGGAUAUGGACACUAGAUGACUAGAACAAGCAAAGCUCUGCCAAUUGCCAUAGAACUCGCACCUUGCAGCUUCCUUCUAUCCCCACGUAGCACCCCUACCCAUCUUUUGCUUUUCAUCUCCAAAUCAACUUACAAUAAAUACUCGGUCAAGUCGAUCACUUCCUUAUUCUCAAACAAAUAAUCAAAUCCCUGAGCAAUGGCUACAAAGUUUCAAGAGAACCAAAGCAGUAACGGACUCGACCAUCAAAACGGCGAUCAUGAUAUCGACGGCGAUGAUCAGUUCAGGUACCUGAUCGUACGGCCAGAGAAGGGAGGCCUCCGGGACCUGGCGAAGUACACAGUGUUGGGAGACACGGGGAGUGGGGUUCGGUUUCUGGAGGGCUCCGACGAGCAAGUGUUGGGCGACGUUGCGGAGGCGCAGAGAUGGGUGAUAGUGGUUUCCAUCAUUGCUCGGAAGAUCCUAGCUCUUUUUGGGAAGCCUAUGGAGUGGACUGGCUACGUGGUCGACUUCAUCCUCAACCUCCUCUCUCUCAAUGGAAACCUCUCUGGCUUACUCUCCAAUGUUGUUCAUGGGACGGUGGAGGUGCCGCAGAGGGGGACGGAGACUUUCAUAAGUACAAUUGGUCAUUUAGAUGGGCGGAUAAAUCUGUACAAGAAGAGUGAAAGAUUAGCAGAAGACAUUGUUGCUUUUGUUUAUUCUGAAGAAACAAGUAUAAAGGGAGAACUAGGGAACAGGGCUCUUAUGGACUGUAUCAUGGCUUCCAAGUUAGCAUAUGAGAAUGCCAAAGUCGUUAGAGAAAUCGUCAUUGACCAUUGGAAGAUGCAUUUUGUGGACUUUUAUGAUUGCUGGAAUGAUUUCCAAAAGCAGAUGUCCACCCAAGUGUUCAUACUUUGUGACAAGCCUAAAGAUGCAAAUUUCGUAUUGGUAAGUUUCCGGGGGACAGAACCUUUUGAUGCUGAUGAUUGGAGUACUGAUUUUGACUACUCUUGGUAUGAAAUUCCAGAAUUGGGUAAAGUACACAUGGGAUUCUUGGAAGCCUUAGGCUUGGGCAACAGAACUGAUGUUGUAACCUUCUACAAUCGAAUUCUCGUAUACAAUCAACUUCAAGAGAAACACAAGCUCACCCCUCAAAAAGGUGUUGAUGGUAGCAAAAGGCCUUCAGAAGGUAUUAAAGCACUAUCCUCUAUUGGCAUCAAGAUAGUUCCACCAGAUAUGGUAGAGAAGAGUGCAUACUAUGCUGUAAGAAAAAAGCUCAAGAGCUUACUAGAGGAGCACAAAAAUGCAAAAUUCGUUGUUACAGGGCAUAGUCUAGGUGGGGCACUUGCGAUAUUGUUCCCUUGUGUGCUGGUGUUGCAUGAGGAGAUGGAGUUGAUGGAUAGGUUGUUGGGCAUAUAUACAUUUGGACAGCCAAGGAUAGGGAAUAGACAGCUGGGGAGGUACAUGGAAGUCCAUCUGAAUAAGCCGGUCCAAAAGUACUUCAGGGUUGUCUACUCCAACGAUCUUGUCCCCAGGUUGCCUUAUGAUGACAGAACCUUCUUGUUUAAACAUUUCGGAGUCUGCCUUUACUACGACAGCCUAUACAAUGAACAUGUAACUAAGGAGGAGCCAAACAGAAAUUUCCUUGGACUGAGAUUUCUAAUACCAUUGUAUCUGACUGCUGCUUGGGAGCUACUAAGAAGUUUUACAAUGGGGUACGUAUAUGGACCAGAGUACAAAGAAGGGUGGUUUUCCAUUCUGCUAAGGAUGGUAGGACUUGUUCUUCCUGGUUUCGCUGCACAUUCCCCUACAAAUUAUGUUAACUCGGUGAGGCUUGGAAAGGAACGGCUCGUCCAAAGUUAUUAAAAGAGUGAUGAUACAAAGUUAAAUGUACGAGGCAGCAGAGCAUGCAUAUACACUGCUGCCUGACCCUUGCGGUGUAUGUGGUGGGUGUGAUCAGAACAUUGUGAUGGUAGUACUUGGUCAUCUUAUAUUAGAUGAAGAUGAUCCAGAAAAUAGACGUAAAGUACGCUGUGCAAAUAAAAUGGAAAUAAAACGUAAGGUGAAAGGAAUAUGUAGCUGGUUUUCUUCGGGAGAGCCAUGCCUAGCUGCGGAAUUAAGUGUCUUGGUGAAGUUACAUAUGUUUGGGAAGUUUCUUGCAAACAAAGAGUGUAGUAUAGUUGCAGUUGCUCGCUCUAUAUAUAGUUUGUUUUUAUUGUAUGGAGACAAGCUAAUGUACUGGUGGGUAUGAGAUAUCCUCAUUUACAACUAUUUGAACAAAAAUUUA
Molecule: messenger RNA, 5010 nt
Organism: Rosa rugosa (rugosa rose)
Lineage: Eukaryota; Viridiplantae; Streptophyta; Magnoliopsida; Rosales; Rosaceae
Product: triacylglycerol lipase OBL1-like
Biological process (GO): lipid metabolic process
Molecular function (GO): triacylglycerol lipase activity
Source: RefSeq, a predicted model, not a curated record